Molecule: messenger RNA, 936 nt
Organism: Biomphalaria glabrata
Lineage: Eukaryota; Metazoa; Mollusca; Gastropoda; Planorbidae
Exons: 4
Coding region: 200-865 (221 amino acids)
Source: RefSeq, a predicted model, not a curated record
UAUGACCUGAAAGGUCUUGUAUCAGAAACUAGACCAAGCACGUCAAAUCUGAUACACCCACCUGCUUAUAGUCAACAUGUACAUCUUGAUAGAACGUUUCAUGUUCCAACUGGGAUAACUGCAUUCGGAGAAAAUGGACACAGUAGUCCAUUUAGUUUGACAAGGUUAUGUGUUGCUUAAAACUACGACUACUUGUAUCAUGUCUGAAGUUCAAGAAAAGAUUCAAACGGCCAAAAAUCUAGAGGAAGUAGAUUCCUUCAAGAAACAGGCCUGGAAGGAUUAUGACCUGCUGUAUGCUGAGUUGGAGUUCACAUGCCAACGAGCGGCCAUGAUGCACCAGCAUGAAGCCUCAAGAUAUGAUAGGAAAAGUUUUUACAUAGAAACUGCUGCCGAGAUUGUAGGAGCAAGUUCAAUAGCUAGUCUAGGUGUUGGGAUACUUAAGAAAAAAAUGAACCUGUUCACAAGUAGGAUGGGUUUAGCUGCUGUAGUGGGGCUACCUUUAGCUGCUGGUCUGGAGUUCCUGGGCAAAGGCAAAGGAAUGGCGCUACCAACGUUACACGACAAGGCGGAGAAACAUAAGAAUUCAGCUGCUCGGUGGCAACGUUUGGCAAGACUGACACAGUCCUACAGGAUCUUAAUGGACGACCCACGUUAUGACGCUGUACAGUACGCCCAGUGGUACAAGGAACUUGUGGACGCUCAGCAAGAAAUCUCUACCAUCGUGAACGUGCCUGACUCGACCGUGGAACUAUUUGACGACCCCGUCGAGGUGAUUAAACCACUCAGGAAAAAUAAACGGCUCUUUCAGCGCUAUAUGGAACUGCAGGACAACAAUGGUGCAGUUCAUGACGGAGGCGACGCAUGAACCAGUUGUACUGAUUGCUUCCAUAAAUGAAUAAUUAUUACAUUGUACAUAAAAUUGACUUAAAUACCAUU